Nyctereutes procyonoides (raccoon dog) is the source of this 3738-nucleotide messenger RNA. RefSeq names its product methylcrotonyl-CoA carboxylase subunit 2 (gene MCCC2). Gene Ontology annotation, cellular component: mitochondrion; methylcrotonoyl-CoA carboxylase complex. The transcript is spliced from 17 exons. Lineage: Eukaryota; Metazoa; Chordata; Mammalia; Carnivora; Canidae. Gene Ontology annotation, biological process: L-leucine catabolic process. Bases 175 to 1866 code for a protein of 563 amino acids. Gene Ontology annotation, molecular function: methylcrotonoyl-CoA carboxylase activity. The record is from RefSeq and is a predicted model, not a curated record.
GCGCGCGCCAUGGCUGACCGGAGUCCGGGAGCGGUGUGGGUCGGCGGGAGCCGCGGGGAGGCUCGGUGAGGGGCCGCCUCCCGGAGCGGGGCAGCCGGAGCGGGGGAGGAGCAAGCGUGAGGCUGCCCGGGCCGCUCUGCGGCUAGCGCUCGCCGUCGCUCCGUGCCGGCCGUCAUGUGGGCUGCCCUGAGGUUGGCCCCACGGCCGUGCGCCCGCGCCCUCAUCCCCCGGCCGCGCGCUUAUCACGGCGACUCUCCGGCCAGGCUGGGCACCCAGCUAGACUCGGGCUCUGCCGUCUACCAGGAGAACUAUGAACAGAUGAAAGCACUAGUAAAUCAACUCCAUGAACGAGCAGAGAAAAUAAGAUUAGGAGGCAGCCAGAAAGCCCGAGAACGCCACAUAUCAAGAGGAAAACUUUUAGCCAGAGAUAGAGUGGACAAUCUCAUAGACCCUGGGUCUCCGUUUCUGGAAUUAUCUCAGUUUGCAGGUUACAAGUUAUAUGUUAAUGAGGAGGUCCCUGCUGGUAGCAUUAUUACAGGCAUUGGGAGAGUAUCAGGAGUGGAAUGCAUGAUUAUUGCCAAUGAUGCCACCAUCAAAGGAGGUACCUAUUACCCAGUGACUGUGAAGAAACAUUUACGGGCGCAAGAAAUUGCAAUGCAAAACAGGCUCCCCUGCAUCUACUUGGUUGAUUCUGGAGGAGCAAACUUACCUUUUCAAGCAGAUACAUUUCCAGAUCGAGAUCACUUUGGCCGUAUAUUCUAUAACCAGGCGAUUAUGUCUUCUCAAAAUAUUGCACAGAUAGCGGUGGUCAUGGGCUCCUGUACAGCCGGUGGUGCUUAUGUUCCUGCAAUGGCUGAUGAAAACAUCAUUGUACGCAAGCAGGGUACCAUUUUCUUGGCAGGACCCCCGUUGGUGAAAGCCGCAACCAAGGAAGAAGUGUCAGCUGAAGAUCUUGGAGGUGCCGAUCUGCAUUGCAGAAAGUCUGGAGUAACUGAUUACUAUGCUUUGGAUGAUUAUCAUGCCCUUCACUUAACUAGGAAGAUUGUGAAGAAUCUAAAUUAUCAGAAGAAAUUAGAUGUUACUAUAGAACCUUCUGAAGAUCCUUUAUUCCCUGCUGAUGAAUUGUAUGGAAUAGUUGGUACAAACCUUAAGAGGCAGUUUGAUGUCCGAGAGGUCAUUGCUAGAAUCGUGGAUGGAAGCAGAUUCAACGAGUUCAAAGCCUUAUAUGGAGACACAUUAGUUACAGGAUUUGCUAGAAUAUUUGGAUACCCCAUAGGUAUCAUCGGAAAUAAUGGAGUUCUCUUUUCUGAAUCGGCAAAAAAGGGGGCUCACUUCAUCCAGGUAUGCUGCCAAAGGAAUAUUCCUCUGCUGUUCCUUCAAAACAUCACUGGAUUUAUGGUUGGUAGAGACUAUGAAGCUGAAGGAAUUGCCAAGGAUGGUGCCAAGAUGGUGGCCGCUGUGGCCUGUGCCAACGUGCCCAAGAUAACUAUCAUCAUUGGAGGGUCUUACGGGGCUGGAAACUAUGGGAUGUGUGGUAGAGCAUAUAGCCCAAGAUUCCUCUACCUGUGGCCAAACGCUCGCAUCUCAGUGAUGGGAGGAGAGCAGGCGGCCAGUGUGUUGGCCACAGUAGCAGAGAACCAAAGAGCACUCAAAGGGAAACAGUUGUCCAGUGCUGAUGAAGCAGCUUUAAAAGAGCCCAUCAUUAAGAAGUUUGAAGAAGAAGGAAACCCUUACUAUUCCAGUGCAAGGCUAUGGGAUGAUGGGAUUAUUGAUCCAGUGGACACCAGACUGGUCCUGGGUCUCAGUCUUAGUGCAGCCCUCAACGCACCAAUCCAGAAGACUGACUUUGGCAUCUUCAGGAUGUAACUGGAACAUAUGGCAUCUUCCACUGGACAUGUACCAAAAAUUAAUAGACUUAGUAGCCUUAAAAUUUUAGACUUCUCCAACAUGUGGCUAUAAGAGUAAAAUUGCUUUCUUAACACAGUACAUUGUAUUUUUCUACCUUAAAAAAAAAAUCAGUGAAGAUAUUUAUUUGAUGAACUUCAAUUCCUUGUCAAUUUUCCCAGAGAAAUUUUUCUGUGGUUCACCUUUGCCGCCCAUAAAAUGAAGAGAAUGAUUUACAGUUACCCUUCCUCACCCACGCAUAGUGGGGAAAGUUCUGUAACCUAUAAAUUGCAGAUAUGAUGGAGAUUAUUCACCGAAAGUUGCUUUUCCACUGAAAUGAAUGUUUUUCUGAUUGUGCACGAUGCGAUUUUAACACAGUUUUUAAAAGCAUCUGUUGCUGUCUGCGCUCGGGGUCCUGUUUGCUCCCUUCUCUCUUCAUCCUCCUCCUCCUCCUCGGCUUCUACUGCCAACAGCCGUCUCCAAGGCUGACCUCCACGUUGCUGAAACCAGUGGGUUCUUUCGUGGUUUUAUUGGACCGAACUCUCUGCACCAUUAAGAGCGGUGGAAUGCUUCCCCCUAGCAGCGCUCUCCUUAGUGUCCGGACCAUAACUCUAGGUUUUCUACUAACCUGUUUGGCCUUUCUUGUUCCAUCUCCUUUGCCAGGCCCUGUUCCUCUACCGAUUUCUCUUACACUCCCUGUACCGUUUAUCCUGAUUUUUCACUAGUAAAAGAUUAACAAAUUCUUUAAAAGGUACAAAAAUAACAGGGAAGUAUCUCAUCCUUUUUUUUUAAAUUGUGAUAAAAUGUAUGUAUCAUAAAAUACAGCAUUUUCACCCUCUUAGGUGUUCUGUGGCCUGAAAACAUUCACACGGUUACGCUACCAUCGUCCGCAUCCAUCUCCACAACUUUUCAACAUUCUGAGCUGAAAGUCUGUUAUUGGUAACUCCCCGUUCCCUCUCCCCCAGCUCACGGCACUUUGCUCAUUCUUAAAUAUAUGUGUUUCUCAUGGUUUGGUUUAUUCUCACUGGGUUGGUCUAGCCCUUUCUGGCUUUGGUUGCCGCCUGAAUGCACCUGAUUCCUGCCUCAACACAUCUCCCUGAGCUCCAGACCUGUAUGUCCCCUCCUGGUUUUCUGCACAAUGAUGGUCUUACAGGAGCCUCAGGUUCAAUCAUCAGGGUCUGUUGAUUUUGCCUCCUGUCUCUUGAAUUCCCCAUCACUUUUGUUCUCCGCCGUGGCAGGCUUUAGAAGUGGUCUGUGUCCAGUCGUAGCUUGCACUGCCUACUGCCUCUGUCGUGCGGAGAGUAGCGUGGCCAUGCUAGUCUCAUUCCAAGUGCGUGUCUGGUCAGGCUGUCCCCUUGCUUCAAUGUCUCACUGGCUCCCGGUGGAAGUGCGAGACCCUCCAUGGUCUCCAGGAUUGUGGCCAUCAUGCCCCUUCGUCUGUCUCAUCUCUUUGACUCUUCCUCACCCUUGGUGCUCCAACUGCUCUGGACUUCUCAUUCCCUGAACCUACAGAGUCCUUUCCCCCCCCCAAGGAUCCGUCUGCCUGCACCAUUCUACUUCCCCUUAAACAUUUACCAUUUUGUCCAUGACCUCCUCGGGCUGGGUCAGACAGUAUGAGAAACACAAACAUUUCUUUAAUAUUGCCCUCCUGUUAGGAUGUAAGCUCUCUGAGAGCAAGGAUCUCCUGCUUCGCCUGCCCCUCCAGUCCCUAGCACUAGUAGGUGCUUACAUGAUAUGGUGAAUGAAUAAGAAAUCCAUACUUUAAUGGAUGUCUUCAGACCACAUUAAAAUUGUGUGAUUAUAUGAUCUGAUACAACUAUCAGGUGCUUUCCUAAUAAAAUAUUUCAAACAUUG